AUGGUUAAAGGGGCUCUCACCGCCAAGCUCAUUGCAACAGUUGCAAUUGUGGCCCUUGGAUCCCUUCAAUUUGGCUACCAUAUGGCGGAAUUGAACUCUCCCCAGGCCAUUCUCUCCUGCGCCCUUUCAGUGCCUGGAAACACUAAGUACAAGAAAACGUUCUUUGGCUCACAUGGUUUUAAGAAAUGCAUUACUUUAUCUAGUGAACAAAUCGGCUUGGUCACCUCUAUCUUCAGUAUUGGAGGCCUUAUCGGGUCCUUCUAUGUGGGAACCAUAGCAGAUAAGAUCGGACGCAAAAGAACAACCUUGUUCCACAAUGUGAUAUUUUUUGUUGGCUCGUUUUUGAACGCAACGGCCAAUUCCUUUGCGGUUCUUCUUGCUGGCCGUUUCAUAGCCGGAAUAGGCGCAGGAUCUGCUAUUGUGGUCACCCUGUUGAUGAUCAACGAAAUUGCACCAGACCAGUACAAGGGCUUUCUUGGUCUGAUGAACCAAGUCUCAAUCAACGUUGGAAUUCUACUCACUCAGGUGUUGGCCUUGUGGCUUUGCACAAACAAUUCCUGGAGGUACCUUUUAUUGACUGGAUCGGUCAUUGCCGCCAUCAACUUUUGCCUCAUUCUCUCGUACAUGGAUGAAUCUCCGGUAUGGUUGUACAACAAUGGAAAGGCCGUGGAUGCCUUCAAGGUCCUUCAUUCCCUUCGUGGUGGUGAGUACUCGGACUCCAGAAAUGAAGUCAAUAGUUGGAAGAGUGGAGGAGUAGGAGACGAGGAAUCUUUGCUCUCAGAUGAGAGUUCUCGUGCUACAUCUGGCUCUUCAACAGUAACGUUGACUGAAUAUCUCCGCCUGCUGGAGUACAAGAAUUCUCGUUUGGUCGCCACGGGAAUCUUGGUAUUCCAACAGUUUUGUGGUAUCAAUUCAAUUAUAUUCUAUGGUGUCUCGGUAUUAAUCAGCAUUUUCCCGGACGCUGCUAUCUUCAUUAAUUGCUUGAUCUCUAUCGUCAAUGCUGUUGUGACCUUCGCUUCAGCCCCAUUGAUCGACAGAUUAGGAAGGAAACCACUACUUAAGACUUCAGUGCUGAUGAUGGGCAUUUCCGCAGUUUUACUUGGUUAUGGAAUCAGCACCAAGAAUGCCUUAUUUUCGGUGGUGGGAACCUUCGUGUACAUCACCUUUUUUGCUGUCGGACUUGGCCCUAUUCCAUUCCUUUUAGUCGGUGAAGUCACUCAACAGAAGGCAAAGGCUCCAGCGCAAAGUUGGGGUGUGACCAUGAACUGGGUGGCCACCUUUGUCGUGGGUUUCUUGUUCCCAAUUCUCAAGAAUUCCUGGAUAGGCGCUGGCGUCUAUUACAUCUUUGCUGUAAUGUGUAUCCUCACAUUUUUAUUCGUGCAAAGAUUUGUCCCAGAAACGAAGGGUAAGCACAGUUACGAAGAGGUUUGGGCUCAAGGCCCUCAUUGA
Australozyma saopauloensis is the source of this 1449-nucleotide messenger RNA. It is a transcript of the gene HGT18, whose product is annotated as Hgt18p. Gene Ontology annotation, biological process: monosaccharide transmembrane transport. Gene Ontology annotation, cellular component: membrane. The record is from RefSeq and is a predicted model, not a curated record. Gene Ontology annotation, molecular function: hexose transmembrane transporter activity. The coding region runs from base 1 to 1449 and encodes 482 amino acids. The transcript has a single exon. Lineage: Eukaryota; Fungi; Ascomycota; Pichiomycetes; Serinales; Metschnikowiaceae.